AUGAAGGCCAUCGUUCUAUCCAACCCCGGAAGCCCAUCUCACUAUUCUUUCGAUCAAGUCCCUGCUCCCUCUCCACUCCCAGGUCAUGUCACUAUAAAAGUCAAGGCUUUCGGACUAAACCACGCUGAGAUGCAUAUGCGACGUGGAGAAUGGGCAGAAACACAUCGAAUUUCGGGCAUCGAAUUUGUCGGUAUUGUGACUGUCUGUCCCAACAACGAAUUCCCUGUUGGCGCCAAGGUUGCUGCUCUCAUGGGCGGUAUGGGGAGGACUAUAGCAGGAAGUUAUGCAGAGUACACUCGUGUUCCUGCGAGUAACUUCGCUUUGAUUGAAAGCAACUUGAGUUGGGAGGAUUUGGCUGUUAUACCAGAAAGUUAUGCUACUGCUUGGACGUGUUUGUUCCGAAAUUUGGAGUUGGAAAGGGGAGAGACUUUGCUUGUCAGGGGAGGAACAAGUGCAUUCGGUCUAGCGGCAAUAAACCUGGCAGUGGAAGCUGGAGCGAAGGUCAUCGCUACAACAAGAAACUUGAAUCGCGAAAAGAAGCUCCUUGAUCUAGGUGUUAAGCGAGUCAUACUCGAAUCCCACACUCUAUCUGCCGAAUUUCAGGGCUGCGAAAACAUCGACAAAAUCCUCAAUCUGGUCGGAAAUAGCGUGCUGCUCGAUUCUAUGCAUAUUCCAAGACGCGGAGGAAGUGUGUGUCUGGCUGGUUUUCUUGGUGGGCUCGAUCCGAUCCCGGAGUUCAAUCCUUUGGCUCAGUUACCGAGCGGAGUACAGUUUAGCUUCUUUGGGAGUUUUCAUUUUGGGACGCCUGGCUUUGCACUUUCUGACGUUCCAUUACAGAAGAUUGCUAGCGAUGUGGAAGCUGGUAAGUAUGAGGCCAAACCAGUGCGAGUUUUCAAUUUCGAGAAAAUCGACGAGGCGCACAUACUAUUGGAAGUGGGUGCUGGAGGGAAGAUUGUUGUGACUGGUGUUGACAAAGAGGAUGCAUGA
Molecule: messenger RNA, 987 nt
Organism: Hymenoscyphus albidus
Lineage: Eukaryota; Fungi; Ascomycota; Leotiomycetes; Helotiales; Helotiaceae
Source: the annotation of a GenBank genome assembly